AAUGUCAGACUUGGAGAAAAAUAAAGAUAACAACGAAAGUAAACAAAACAAGAUAAUUGAAAAAGAAUCUACAACAAAUAGAGAAAGAGAGAGAGAAACUCAAGAAUUGGAGAAAAAGAGUACAGAUGAAAAUUCGGAGGAUGAAGGAGACUCGUGGGACCAACACUACGACGACUACGGAAAUUGCUUAGAUGCUGAUACGGCCAAAGAUCUCUCGCUGGCUGUUGGCAAGGUAACAAUUCAAAAGCCAGUAUUUGAUUACGACAAUUUAAAGACAACGGAUUGGAAUAUAGGAGAUAAAGAUUGCAGUCACCUGAUAGAAAUUUAUGACUUUCCUCCCACAACUAACACAGGUGAUAUCAUCAACGUAUUCAGGGACUAUUUAAAACGCGGUUUCGAUCUGAGAUGGGUUGACGAAACUCAUGCUAUUGGUGUUUUUACAUGUAAAGAAGCAGCUAUUAGCGCUUUAAAACAGAAUAGAGGACUUGUGAAAACUAGACCUAUAUCACUAGCAUCACAGCAAACAAAAUUGAAAGCUCAACAAUGUUCCGAUCUUUUUGAACCUCAUCAGUUACGACCAGAAACGAACGCGCUGAUAGCAAGGAAUUUAGUUAUUGGUGCCCUUGGUCUUGAUAGGAAUACCAAUAAGGAGCAGAGGGAUGAAGAAAGAAGACGACUUAAGGAAGCCAGAGAGAAAAAAAAAAGGGAAAUAAAGAGUAACAGAAGUGCCUGGGAUGGAAGUAUUAAGGGAUGUGCGAUGGACAAGUCUUAA
Messenger RNA from Dimorphilus gyrociliatus, 772 nucleotides. NCBI's taxonomy places the organism in Eukaryota, Metazoa, Annelida, Polychaeta, Dinophilidae. The record is from the annotation of a GenBank genome assembly.